Messenger RNA from Lodderomyces orthopsilosis Co 90-125, 690 nucleotides. RefSeq names its product Sbp1p (gene SBP1). The transcript is spliced from 2 exons. The record is from RefSeq and is a predicted model, not a curated record. Lineage: Eukaryota; Fungi; Ascomycota; Pichiomycetes; Serinales; Debaryomycetaceae. Bases 1 to 690 code for a protein of 229 amino acids. Gene Ontology annotation, molecular function: RNA binding.
AUGUCUGAAGAAGUUAAAACCAUUAAACCAGUCAUUGAAGAUAGAGUCUACAUUGGUAAUGUCGACUACAAAGCUACUGAAGAUGAAUUGAAAGAAUUGUUCAAGGAUUUAAAUGUCACUGAAGUUGAAAUUCCAUUCAAAGAAAUCGCCAAAGGUGAAAGAUCAUUCAAGAGACGCUUGGGAUUUGCCUUUGUUCAAUUUGCCUCAAAGGAAGAUGCAGACAAGGCCGUUGCUGAUUUCAAUGGUCACAAAUUCCAAAGAUUAAACAUUUUCCUCAAAAAGGCAGUCCCACCAGCAACUCCAGAAGAGAAGGAAGCCAAGAUCGAAGCUUACAGAGCUCAAAGAAAGGCCAGAGAAGAAAAAAGAGAAGCUUCGAAAAAGGAAAAAGCUGAAUCUAAAGAAGUUGAUGCCAAUGGUGUGGUUUCACCACCAGAAGGUAAGAAAUCUGUCAAUACCAUCUUUGUCACCAAUUUGGAUUUCAAAGUCAAUGCUAAAAUUUUGAAAAAGGAAUUUGCCGAAUUGAAUCCAGUUUGGGUUCAUGUUCCAAGAAAUCGUGGAAGAUCUAAAGGUAUCGCUUUUGUUAGGUUUAAAGAUGAAGAAACUCAAAAGAAGGCAGUUGAGCAAUUUAAUAAGAAAGAUAUCAAUGGUAGAGAAAUCACUGUUGAUAUUGCAGUUGAUACUAGAAAGUGA